This is a messenger RNA of Ceutorhynchus assimilis (cabbage seed weevil), 423 nucleotides long. The record is from the annotation of a GenBank genome assembly. NCBI's taxonomy places the organism in Eukaryota, Metazoa, Arthropoda, Insecta, Coleoptera, Curculionidae.
AUGACAGAUUACACAUUAAAUGCUAUUAACUGUCGUGAAGAAGGACAUUUUGCUUCAGACUGUCCGAAAGUCAAAAAUAAUUUGAGAGCAAUUGGCAAAGGAGGCAAAGUUGUCAUAUUAGCUAUUGGAGAAGGAAAAACUACUCUGAAAAUUGAUCAGGUAGAAGCCGACGUGGAUUUCAUCGUAGUACCUGAUCAUAUUCAGUCAAUACCGGUCAUUGUGGGACAAAGCUUGUUGAAUCAAUCAACAAUUCUAGUAAUCGUAUCAGGAAAGAAUGUUCACAUUCAUCCAAGAGAUGACAAUGUUCCCAACAUUCUAGAUCUUCCGACCAGGAUAAUUCAUUUUGGGGCACGAUGCAGUGCAAAAAAAACAGUGGCAGUCAUUGAGGUGGUGUCACGAGGAGCCACCACCGACAAUGUGUAA